AUAUACAGGAUCUCGGGAGAAAUCCAACAUGGCGGUGAUCGAGUGUAGAUGCUCUCUGGAUUUAUCCCAGUGAAGAGCUCAGUCAGAGAACUGGAGAAGAGCAGAACCAUAAAGCGGAGUGAGAUGCAGACAGACAUGGUGACAUUAUACUUAGAUGAGCUGGGACAUGAGCCGCUCCAUCUCUCCUUCAUGGUGGAACAAGACAUUGAGGUGAAGAACCUAAAGCCGGCCACGGUGAAGGUCUAUGAUUAUUAUGAGACAGGAGAAGAGACAGUUGCCGAGUACAACUCCCCCUGCAGCGCUGAUGGAGACAAAGGCAACGCAAAAUGAGAUCCCAGCAGGCACCAUUAGCAGAUUCAUUAAGUUGAACAAAAAUAUCACACAGAUGUUACCAUGUAUUUGCACAUAAUAAAAUUAAAUAUAUUUUGUCACUUUCCAAA
Xenopus tropicalis (tropical clawed frog) is the source of this 440-nucleotide messenger RNA. RefSeq names its product murinoglobulin-2-like. NCBI's taxonomy places the organism in Eukaryota, Metazoa, Chordata, Amphibia, Anura, Pipidae. The record is from RefSeq and is a predicted model, not a curated record. Gene Ontology annotation, cellular component: extracellular region. The transcript is spliced from 5 exons. The coding region runs from base 49 to 330 and encodes 93 amino acids.